GUACAGGGACAGGAGGCACGGUCAAACCCAACUCAAGCUGCAAAGUUUUCCUAUUCAGGAGAAUUUGUGCAACUGUCAAAUGAUCAUUGUGAACUGAUAAAACUAUGAGGAGAUUUAGUAACAGUUGCUUGCAGUGUUGGUGUACGAGGUUUCGAGAAUGAUCUAAGCCGAGGAAUAGUAUGUGAAGCAUGAGAGGGAGGUGAAUUGACCAAUCCACAUGCGGUACAUCGACAACCACAUCUGUCAGUAGCAUCACAGCAACAUUACACCUAUGGACAUCCAGCAAAAUAAGUUUCAAACAGUGUCCCACUGUGUGGAUUUAGACAAUGACAGUGGGAAGAAAGUGCUUGUCAGCGUCUCGAUCUGCCAUAUCAAUAAAUGUGAUGGAUGCGACCCAUCAGGAGAGAAAGGUGUCCACAAGACAUCUUGUGCAUGGAACAUACUGACAAAUGAGACCUGCCAGGUGCACGAGGUCAACUCCAAAGGUUGCCCUAUCCACGAUACCAUUUUAAAUAGAGAACAUGGCAUUCAAAUUGAGAAGGAUCAACAAAACAAUGAAACUUCACUUGACAGUGUUACCACUUGUGCGCAGGAAGAUGGUAAAAACUCCGGCACGACUGUACACGAAAGCCAGACAAACGAACAACAAGGAAUGGUGAGUAAUGUAUCGGACGAUAGUGGGCCUGCGAUUAACCUAAACCUGAACAUAGAACCUGGUGAAGAAAAGGAAGUAGCUAAAAGUGAUAAAAAAUCCAGUACAGAUCCACCGGAUCCACCAAAAGACGAUGGUGGAAGUGGAGGUGGCCCAGUAUUUGUACAACCAGAUGAGCUGCUGAGUCCAGACAUACCUUUACAGGAUGCGAGCAAUGUUCAGAACAUGGUGUCAAAACCGGGUUUGACAGAAUCAUUAACAGUUCAUAAUUUGACUCCUGUAAAUAUAGGAACAUCCCUUAACUUCGAACAAAUCCAAAAGCACAGUGGAAGUACAACUUGUUCCUACGUGUAUGUUGAUAAAUUAGGAGAAAAUCUAUCAACGAGGUUGCCAAAUAUAAUAACAGAAGCCUUAGCAUCGUCAGCCCUACACCUAAAGGAUGAUGCUAGCAUUCCAGAAUGUUUGUACGAGCCAUAUCAAAAAAUAACAGCUCUAACAUUAGAGAAAAUACAACAGCUUAAAAAUAAAAUAUAUCAAUCUGCAGACCCAUCAGCCCAGGUCAGUACAGAUAUUUACAAGGUACAGGAUGGAAAGGCAAUUUAUAUUGCAGGAAAAGCGAGUCAAAGCGCUAAAACUGUUAAUAGCGAAGAACGAGACAGUUUUCUAUUUAGACCAGAAAAUAUGAUAACUAUUGAAAAUCCCAAUAUAGAGUACUCAGAAGAAAAUAUGGAUGUGGCAUUUGAAGAAAUUGAUGAGGGUAUACAGAGAUGUCCUGUAGAUGAAAAUGUAGCUAGCAAUAUUUCAAACCAAGAUGCUGAAGUGAUGCAAGAUGUUUGCAAUUCAAAAACAACAUAUGAAUGUUGCUGUUCCAAUGGUCCCACUCCUGUUGAAAAUGUAGUAACGGAUCAUGUAACAAAAGAUUCAUCUAAAAGUGAAGAAUCUGUAAAUGCAAAAACUACAGAUAUAUUAAUUGACCGAUUAAGUGAAAUAUCAAACACAAACAGUGUCAUGAAUGAAUUAAAAAGGCCAAAAAAGAUGAUUGCAGCAGAGUUCCAAAACCCACUCCCCCUUUUUAACGUAAGCAACAGACAAUAUGAACAUUAUAUCGAAUCACUUUCCAAUGAGAAAAAAAUGAUCACUUCAUCCACGCUGUUAGAGGUAAACAACUUGAACAACGAGCAUAUUGACAUAUUGACAACACACAAUACAUAUAGGGAUUCUGAUGCUGAAGAGCAUUCAUUUUUAAAAAGUAUCGGGCAAACGGUUGAUAAUGGUAAAAUGAAUUCAUGUAACUGUGUAAAAAACAAAUUUCACUCUUGCGGUCAUUCAAAAAACUUAAAUUUUCAAGAAGAACUUGUAAGCCAAAUGAUACAGACUGAUGAGGUGAAGUCGAAACAUACUGAUGGAGAAGAGGACGAACAAGACGAGGAGGAAUUAAGAGCAGUUAAUACGCUAGCGAAAAAGGAACUAUCAGAUGAAAAUUACAAGCUGCUAUCACAUAUCAUUGAAAAAGUUAAGCAAAAUGCUGCUGAGAUAUCGAGUGUUUUAAAAUCUCAUAAUAUGCGGGUUGAUUCAGAACAAGAAUUUUUGCCAAUUAAUGUGGAAAGCCCUAAAAAACAUAACAGUGUUCCGAACAACUAUUCAGGAAGGGUGUCAAGGCAAAGGUUUAAGAAGAAGCCACUGAUAUACGGGAGUAAGCUUGUGCUCUCUCCAGAAAUACCCAACGAAUACUUAAACGAAGAAAUGCGAAUUUUGGAACAGCUGAAAGGAGAACGGCUCCCUGACUUGAAGGACCACUCGUUUUUUUCACCAGGAAAGAUGUCUUCCAUAUAUGUCAAUCUGUACAAAGAUAUCAUUCGUAACAGCUCAUUCCUAAAAUCUUUAAUUCCUCCUAUAUCAAGCAACGGUCUCUUCAGCGAUGCAGUGGAGUGUCAUUUAAAUGAACAGAAGCGCUCAUUGAUUCCUUGGCUUAUAAGCUUAUUUAUUCCGACUUGUGAAUGUACAACCAGCAAAGAUAAAAAAAUCCCUUGAGUAAGUACAUUUAACUUGAUGUGGUUUAAAAAAAA
This is a messenger RNA of Cimex lectularius (bed bug), 2718 nucleotides long. RefSeq lists its product as uncharacterized. The record is from RefSeq and is a predicted model, not a curated record. The transcript is spliced from 2 exons. Lineage: Eukaryota; Metazoa; Arthropoda; Insecta; Hemiptera; Cimicidae. Bases 272 to 2683 code for a protein of 803 amino acids.